CAUGUGCAGCCGAGUACUUGGUUUGUUACGCGCCUUGCUUUACACUGCGUUUGGGAGGUGCAGGCAGCGAGUCUCUCCUGAUCGCAGCGAUGGCAGUUCAGGCUGGACUUCAGGUGUGGCUGGGGGAGAAGUUUGACGCACCCUUGCCGGCCCCCCGCAGCCCCCUGAACGCUCGCCAUGGCCCAGGCUUAGGGGAUGUGUUCCAGUAUGACCAAUGGCUAGCGGUGCGGCACGAAGCCACCCUGCUGCCCAUGCAGGAGGACCUGGCGCUCUGGCUCUCCUCCAUGCUGGGGCAGGAAGUAUGCGCGGAGCGCUUCAUGGAGGAGCUAAGCAACGGAGUCAAGCUCUGUGAGCUGGUGGAAGUGUUACAGAGCAAGAUCGGACAGAGCUGCGGCUCAGACAGGUUGCAGGUGAGGGACUUGCCCUUAGACAAGUCCUGCACUUUCAUCACGGCGCAAACUCGCACACAGUGGGUACAGGCGUAUGGGUGCGUAUCGUCCGAUUCCCUCGUUUUUCCCCAGCACUUCCCAAUGAAGAAGGUGGCGUACAGAAAGGAUGCCUCUCCAGGAUCUUUUUUUGCCCGUGACAACACAGCGAACUUCCUGUGUUGGUGCAGGAGCAUUGGCGUGGAUGAGACGUACCUGUUUGAAUCCGAGGGCUUAGUUCUCCACAGGGAGCCACGGCAGGUGUGCCUCUGCCUGCUGGAGGUCGGCCGCAUCGUGUCCAGGUAUGGAAUAGAGCCCCCAGUCUUGGUGAAGCUGGAGAAGGAGAUCGAGUUGGAGGAGUCACUCCUGCUUUCCAGCAGCCCUGCUCCUGCGGUGAAGACCUUCACCGUAUGCUGCCGACAUGGAGGCUUGUAUCAGGCGGUCCAGGACAUAGCAGAUGGCCCUCCUUGUGAUUGCUCUCAGCGGUUCUCCAUUGAAUACCUCUCAGAGGGCCGCUACCGACUGGGGGACAAGAUUCUCUUCAUCAGGAUGCUGCACGGGAAGCACGUGAUGGUGCGUGUGGGAGGUGGCUGGGACACUCUACAGGGAUUUCUGCUUAAGUAUGACCCAUGCAGGGUCCUGCAGUUUACCACAUUGGAGCAGAAAAUCCUGGCCUUCCAGAAGGGUCCACCAAGUUCAGUGCUAUCUAGCUCCCCUCUACCAAGCAGGACUCCCCAGCCACCUACCAUGAAUCCCCUCUUAGCUGUCAGCUUGACCUCGUCCACAAAGAAUGGGACCCAAGCAUCUCCACCCCCUGUGGUCUCGCAAAGGAAGACGGUAGCCCCGUCUCCUGCCAGUACACCAGUUCGACCCAGGAAGGGUGUUGCACAAAAAAAGACUCUGGUCUCCCAGGCCCCAUUUCAGCGGCCCCAGGAUUCUGUUUUGACCGGCCGUUCCUCGGUUCUUCCACCUCGAGUGCCUCGCCAUACCCCUGAAACCGUGACUCCCCAAGUUACCCCAUCACAAACCCCAAGCACUGUCUAUCCUGCACCUUCCUGUAAAUAUUCCAAACCGUCUUUGGACCCUGUACCUCAUUCUGCUGACAACAGAGGCCCCCAUUUCCCAGCCUCAGUCUCCCCCACUGUCAAAGAUCUGAUGAGAGAAGACCAGCAGCAGGAUGAGCGUUCCCCAGUGAUUACAGUAUGCUGUCAGUUGCCGCAGAAGCAACCUAGUCGUCCUUCAUUUCAUCCGGAUAUCAAGAAUAUACAUCAGACAGCUCAUCCAUCCUCCCCAAGAGGGUCUCGGUCAACAAAAGUCCAUAAGUGUGUCAUGGUACAAGACCUCAAGACCAAGACACCAUCCCCUGUGGCUAAAUUUUCACCUCCUAAGACCCUGCCCCUUGUAAAUAAGUCUCAACUUACUAAGACUAAGGCUCAACUCUCUGCAGCAAAGAUGCCCCCUUCCAAGAGCAAAGCCCAACACCCUGCAGCCAAGACUCCACUUCCCAAGACCCAACACCCUUGUGCCAAGUUGCCAUCCUCCAAGAUCAAGACGAUACCUUCUGCAGCCAAGGUGCCACCUUUCAAGGCAUUGCAACCUGUAGCCCAGAUGUCUUCCUCUAAGACAAAGGCUCCGCAACCUGCAGCAAAGGUGCCUUCCCCCAAACCGAAGGCUGCGCAACCUGCAGUCAAGGUGCCUUCCCCCAAGAUGAAGGCUCCGCAACCUGCAGUCAAGGUGCCAUGCCCCAAGGUGAAGGCUCCGCAACCUGCAGUCAAGGUGCCAUGCCCCAAGGUGAAGGCUUCGCAACCUGCAGUCAAGGUGCCAUGCCCCAAGGUGAAGGCUUCGCAACCUGCAGUCAAGGUGCCAUGCCCCAAGGUGAAGGCUCCGCAACCUGCAGUCAAGGUGCCCUCCCCCAAGAAUAAAGCUUCGCAACCUGCAGCCAAGGUGCCCUCCCCCAAGAAUAAGGCUCCACAACCUGCAGCCAGGGUGCACUCCAAGAAUAAGGGUCCACAACCUGCCGUUAAGGUGCCCUCCCCCAAGAAUAAGGCUUCACAACUUGCAGCCAAGGUGCAACAUCCCAAUAUCAAGCCCCCACUUCCUUUAGCCAAGAUGCCAUCUUACAAGACCCCACAUCCUGCUCCUAAGGGACCAGUUACCACAACCAGAAAACAGACCUCUUCAGUCCAUUCUUUGGUACCAAAAUUCUCUGCUCCAUUGAAGAGUAGGUGCUUACAUGGCAAAAUACAGUCUUCUGGCAGAACUAUAGGACAAACUCAAGUUUCACACAUUGCACCCAAACAUGUUCAGGAUACUCAUUGCUGUUCUGUACCGGUUGUCAAGGGAUUCCAGAGGACAGCCAUGCCCCUAAAGGCUGGGCUUAGGAAAACCCCUGUUCUUCAGGGGGCUCCUCAGAAAGAGAAUAAUGCCCCUGGCUCAGUCGUUAAACCCAUUUCCAAAAUCAUAGCACCCAUGCCUUCCAAAAAGGUUGGACCUUGUGUGAAGAGUAGUCCAGAACCGAAGAACAAAAAGGAGUACCUUUAUUUUGAAAUGAAUAUUAAGCAAAAGUGAACAAUUUAUGCAGAUGGAAGAAGGCUAAUUCCAUUUUAAGGGCUACAAAAUGUUACACUUAUUAAUUGUACUGCAUUCAUCAAUGGCAGACUUGCAUAUGAAAAAGCACUUGUUGUGCACUAAAAACUUUUGGAUUGAUUGUCCAGUUUUAUAUAUGUAUGUUGUAUGAUACAUUUGUGUUGCGGUCCUUGAUUGAGAAUGUUUUGCAUUGUUUAAUGUGUCUUCCGUUUUAUAUUUCAGUGCCUUUUUAAGUAUAUAAUGCGGUAAGUAAAGAUCAAGGGUCUGUGCUGUACUGUGAGUGUAACAGCACACGUCCGAAAUGUAGUGCUGACAGUGUAGUUGGGUGAGAGCUCACUGUUCUUGAGUUGCAUUUCCGUUACAGUGGAGUUGUAUUUAUAUUCUGUGUUUCUAUUCUAUUUCAUCUGAUUUCUUUGAUUACUGUUGCUUUUUUGUGCAGUCUGUAAAUCGGGCUGUUUACAAACUGUAUUUGUGUAAAUGUAUGACAUGAAUGGUUGAGCACAUCUUGCAGUCUCAAGUUUCAACAAUGUGUGACUUUUUUACCCUUAUUGAAAUCAUUACCUCAUUGGGUGGUUCUAAGUCAUAAACCCUGUACAUGUAUACUACUACUCAAAAAAAAAAAAAUUUGAAAAUUAAGGUUACCAAAUGCAUUUUUAUGUAAAAUAGUACUGAGCUUAUGUGGCAUCCUACUGAAGUUAUACCUUUAGAAUCUCCAUGUUUUUGAAUUUUGUUUUGAAAUGGUACUUUUUUUUUCUGUAGAGGUUGGUAAGGCAAAUCAUAAGUUACUGUCAACGAUCUCCAGUUUCAGUAAGUCAAUAAAAACCGGAAUUGAAUACUGAAAAUAUUAUACAUAAAUAUAACACUGUGUGAGCUUUGUGUUAAGGAAUUUUAAGUUAUGAAAUGCCACC
Molecule: messenger RNA, 3919 nt
Organism: Scleropages formosus (Asian bonytongue)
Lineage: Eukaryota; Metazoa; Chordata; Actinopteri; Osteoglossiformes; Osteoglossidae
Gene: gas2l3
Product: growth arrest-specific 2 like 3
Exons: 8
Coding region: 90-2993 (967 amino acids)
Biological process (GO): actin crosslink formation
Cellular component (GO): actin filament
Molecular function (GO): actin filament binding; microtubule binding; cytoskeletal adaptor activity
Source: RefSeq, a predicted model, not a curated record